UGGGGGGUCUGUUGGAAAGGAAAGGAAGCAGCGAAUAGUAGCAGAGGAAAACCGCAGCCACUACGUCUAGCCCCAUUCAUCUUUGCAUCCAGGGAGAGAGUAGCUGGGUGCUUGCAGGACGGUUGUAGUCGUAGUCACAGUAGAGUGUGUGUGUGUGCGCGUGUGAGAGAUACGCACAUGAGCCCAUCGUCUGCGUGCUAGGAGGAGGAGCUGCCGCCACUGAGCACCUCGCUAAAGACGGCUACUCUCCACAGAUUGACGUCUCGCUCUCUGCUCCGGGUUGGGCUUCAUUGAUUCAAUGACUGCUUUUUGAUAGGUCGUAGAGAGGAUCUGCGCCCUCUUGGACUGUUCUUUUCCUCCUCAUUGCACUCGCGAAGACGCUUUAUUCUUGAUCCCACGGCAACAGACUGCCCCCUUCUCCCCUUCAGUGACUUGGACUGCUAGGCUGUGUGUGAAAAGCAAAGGACUCCGGCUUGCUAAUUCGUUUGGGCCUUUUGUGUGCAGCGGCUCCCACAGUCGACUAAGCGUCCUUGUGCUGAAUUGAGCUAUUGUUUGAAUCGGGAAAGCUUUUCACACUGCAAAUCUUGCCCUCAUCAGCACCUCCUCCUCCUCUAAGACACCCCCUGUGUGCCCCUCUUUUGACUACGAAUCUACCUUAUGUGACUGGCCAGCACCACAUGAAUCUGCCAAGUACUGUACAAGUGAAGCGAGGCGGAUCGUACGAAUGAAGUGUAAUGCGCCGUGGGACGGAGCCGUCCGGGAAUAGGAAGGGGACGUAAAGCCGGCGCGCGCCCGCGCUCCCCCCUCUCUCUGUCUCCCUCCCUCACUCUCACGCUCGCUUUAAGACAGCUGCGGCACUGGCAGGCGUACUGUGUGUGCGUGUGUGUGUGUGUGCGCGUGUGUGUGUGCGACCGAGCGUGUGUCAUGCCUCCAUUCUGAUCUUGAGGGGGCCCGGCUAAUGCUGCCACCGGAUUAAGCUGCAGGUAGCCCCCCGUCCCUGUGACAAUGAAGAAGACGCGGAGUACCACACUGCGGCGAGCCUGGCCUAGUUCGGAUUUCUCCGACCGGGCCUCGGACCGCAUAAGGUCCCGCAGCGAGAAGGACUACCGCCUGCAUAAACAUUUUCCGCCGGCGUUCAUCUCCCCAGCAUCUCGAGGAUACAUGACAUCAGGUGAUGUGUCACCCAUCAGUAUGUCCCCAAUCAGUCAGUCCCAGUUCAUCCCUCUUGGAGAGAUCCUUUGUUUAGCCAUAUCGGCUAUGAAUGCUGCAAGAAAGCCAGUCACACAAGAAGCAUUAACAGAGCAUCUGACAACAUGCUUUCCAGGUACAUGUGUCAUAAAUGCUACUAACAGUGUUCCAACACCAAGUCCUGAAAUUCUAAGGCACACCCUGAACAUGUUAGUAAGAGAAAGAAAAAUUUAUCCAACUCCAGAAGGUUACUUCAUUGUUACACCCCAGACUUAUUUUAUUACUCCUUCUCUUAUACGGACAAAUAGUAAAUGGUAUCAUUUAGAUGAGCGAAUACCUGACAGGCCUCAGCAGUGUACCUCUCCUCAGUCUGGAACUAUUACUCCAUCUGCCUCAGGCUGCGUUAGGGAACGCACCCACCACAAAAACCACUGCGAUUCCUAUAACUGUUACCGGGAUGAUAUGCAUAGUAUGCAUGCCUCCACAUUACAGAGGAAAUCCCCAAAAGACUGCAAAGAUGCAUACUGUCCUCCCUCUGUUUACCAGACAGCUGCUACAGAAAAAAGUAAAAGUACUGUCAACUUUUCAUAUAAGACUGAUACUCUCAGCAAGCAUAAAGAACCGGGCAGCACUGGAGAAAAACAAUCCAAGAAGUUUGGCUUAAAAUUGUUCCGGCUCAGUUUCAAAAAGGACAAGACUAAACAUUUAGCUACUUUCUCAGCCCAGUUUCCCCCUGUGGAAUGGCCUCUCAGAGAUGAGGAUACACCUUCCACAAUCCCGAGGGAAGUAGAAAUGGAAAUAAUUCGUCGUAUUAACCCAGAGCUUACAGUAGAAAAUGUCAUGAGGCAUACAGCACUGAUGAAAAGAUUAGAAGAGGAAAAGGCCCAACGAAGCAAAGCAGGCUCCACUACUCAGCACAGUGGCAGAAGUAAGAGAAGUAGGGGCCAUCGGAAAACUCAUGGAAAGUCUCGGUCACAUAGCAAGACUCGAGCAUCUAAAGGAGAUCCUUCAGAGGGAUCCCACUUAGACAUUGCUGGUGAAAGAGAAUAUGAAUUUUAUAGCUCUUCCCUUGUCAGGUCCCCACGGGAUGGAUCAUUCAGUAUAGAUCGAAAUGGAGAUAAUUUUUUUGUACACAGCAACCCCAACAUAGUUGAGUCUCACUUUCCAGUUACACCAGAGUGGGAUGUUUCUGGAGAACUUGCCAAACGAAGAACAGAAAUGCCAUUUCCUGAGCCCUCUAGAGGCACUUCACAUUCAAAGGUGCAUCGGAGUCACAGUCAUACGCAAGAUAGAAAGUCUCGCAAUGAACGAUCUAGCAAAGCAAAAGAAAGAUCGCGUUCAAUGGAUAAUUCAAAAGGUCCACUUGGCGCAGCCUCGGUUGGUACAGCAGAGGAUUUAGAAGGCUGUAGUCCAGAUGAAGGAGGGCGUUAUUAUGCUGAUGAUAGUACACUGAGGCCUUCUCAGGCUCACCAUUAUCAAAGAAUUUUGCUUUCUGCUGCUAACUUUAAUGCUGAAAUAUGUAUGCCAGGCGCUGACAAAGUAAGUUCAGAAGACCCAAAAGUCUGUAGUCCUGUGGAACAUACCAAACUGAGAGACAGUUUGCCUGCCUACAAUGAGCUAAAUACUUGCUCACCAAAGCCAACAUCUGAUGAUUACUUUCAGUGCAAUACAUCCAAUGAAACUGUUCUAACAGCACCAUCCCCUAUAAGCAAACAUGAUUAUGACACCCUGACAUUGUCAGAUGGAGUCAAAAAAGUGUGUCUAGCAGAUAGGCAGACCCCAAAUCUGAUAAGGGAUUCCAGUGAUUACAAAGAGGACCCUAUGAAAGGACAACAUGGCAUUAUCAUAUCAGUGCCUACACCAGAGACAAUACCAAAUGGACGGUUGAUACACCAACAGAAUACUGACCACCCAAACAGUGGAGAUAACAGAAAAGAACUAUUUAGUAAAGACACUUUGUUUAAACCACCUCAUAAUGUUGGAUAUGUAGAAAAUAGUUACCAGAAAUCUGGUACAUUACGAAAAUCCCAGCACAUGAAAUCGGCAGAGGUUCUUAAUAACUGUGAGCACUUUGAACAGCCCAGUCUGCUUUCUGUUUCACCUAGUGCUUCAGCACCACCAGGGCCAGACCAACCAACAGGAGCCCAGGAAGCCUCAUUUGAUUAUUACAAUGUGUCAGAUGAUGAUGAUUCAGAUGAUGCAACCCACAAAAACGCAGAAGAUGAGAAAAGCAGAGAGGAUGGCGGGACAAUGCAGUGGCUCUUAGAAAGAGAAAAGGAAAGAGAUUUACAAAGAAAGUUUGAGAAGAACCUCACACUUCUAAGUCCAAAGGAAACCGACAACAAUAACAGCCAAAAAUCUGCACAUUCUGCCCGCCUUGACAGUAUGGACAGCAGCAGCAUUACGGUGGAUAGUGGAUUUAACUCUCCACGUACACGUGAAAGUUUGGCCUCCAACACCUCAAGUAUUGUUGAAAGCAACAGACGUCACAACCCAGCUUUAAGUCCAGGUCACGGGGGAAGCAGCACCCAGGCCUUUAACUUCCGACCCACUGCAGAGCCACCAAAUGCUGAACCAGAGAAAUUGCAGAAGCCUUCUAGCUGUUUAGCUUCAAUUACCAGUGUCUGAAAGCUGCUACAGUAGCUUUGUGUUGCAGUGGAGCCAUGCAGCACACAUCACUGGGACUGUUACCUUCAAGUAUGACUGUUGGAUGUGGUGAUUUAUACCAAUGGGUACAUCUGAAUGGCAUUCUGGAUGCAAAAGGACACCAUGGUUGAAAUAUUACUGUCAGGGUGGUUUCAAAUUCGACCAGUAAAAAAUAAAUUACUCUGAAAAUGGAAGCAUUUUAUAAGCAUUUUUGUCCCUCAAGAUCUUGCCUACAUUUGCCAGCAAAUUAUUCAACAAAUUAUGCAGUGGGAGCACCACUGACACACCUGCAUUAUGGUAUAUAACUGGAGUGGCACUAGAUAUGUGAUUGAAACAUUACCUUCUGUAAUGUACAUUUUUAAAGAUGCUACCCACCAGUACUGAACAAAGUUCUACGCAAGUUAAAAACUGUAUCAAUUGAUGUUAAAGGGGAAUUGUUUUUUAUUGCACAGAUCUUGAGAUUUUGUGACUUGAAUACCACCUUUAUUUUGGUAAUUGAUUUUUUUUUUUUUUUUUUAUAAUUGAGGAGGAGUCAGUGGUUAAAACAUAUGGGUCCAAAAUAUUACAACGUUUUUAUAAACCUUAUCACAGGAAUAAUUUUGUUCUGACAGAACCAUAAAAACAGCAUAUAUAUCCACAGUGGAGGGCAGCUAUCCAACAUGCUAAAGGAGUCUAUGAAUGGUUAUUUUUGACAUGUUUACAAACACCCACAGAAAACCGUCUCACACUUACAGUGUGCCCCAUUGAAAUGUUCAAUGGAUUUUCCGGUACCCUAAUAUUUGUGUGGAAGUUUAAUAAUGUGCAUAGCUGUUGAAUUUAUUAAUAGUAUGCUGCCCAGCUUUGAUUGUGGCUGCAUGCAUUACUUGACAUAAAUGCAAUGAAGGAACAAAGUUCUUAAAUAUUUGUUUACAUGGAAUUCAUGUCUUUUGAGUGUAGAAUUUUCUUUUUAAUCUGAAUGAAAUUUAAAAGAUUUCUGCUGCAUUAUUCUUAAGGAUUCAAAGCCAACACGGAUAAAAAAAAACUGUACAAGUUCUAAUCAUUAUGAUGCUAAUGUAAUGAUGUUGGCCUAUUCUUGCUUUUAUUAUCAACCACAGUUUUACUGCAGUGCCAUCUGGUGACCCACUAAACAGCAUGCAGUAAGUGCAGCUGCUGCAGUCAAACAUCUGUAUUGUGUUAUGUAACACUUUGUGUCUUUUUUUUUUUUAAAACAAUUGCAUGCAAGUAGUGUUACCUGCCCAAUUAAGUUUUAAAAACAUUUCUUGUUCAUAAGGAGGUAGGCAUUAAUUCUAGUCCAGGACAGUCAUUCAUGGCUUUUGGAUAUUAGCCAUGAAAAUGUGUAAAAUUAGAAAUUUUCUUUUUCUUACAAUUAAUAAGCCUGAUAUUUUCAUACAGUACAUUUAUCAUCUAUACUAUAGCUGCUAGCCUUUCAAAAUGUGUAUUUCAGAUAUGUGCCGAUUCAUAAUACCACAAUCCAGAUGUGAUUUUAAUACUUUUUAAUUUUUAGGAAUGUGUGCGUGUUUUUUAACAUAAAUAACUACCUCCAUGUCUUUUUGAUAUAGCAACAAAAUGGGACUUUCGAAAUAUAGGAACUAGUUAUUUCAUAUCAGCUUGUUUGCAAUGAAUGUUGGGAUUUUCACUGUAGAUCCUUUUAAAUAACACUUUCAACAUAAUCAUCAUAACACUUGUGGGUAGCACAGUUUUAUUGACAAUAUAUAAUUUGUAUGCAAUGCUCUUAUACUGUACAUUCAAAACUGUGAUUCCUUAUUUUACCAUAUUCCCGUAAAAUGAUAUUCAGCUUCCAUUCACUAUGGCUUCUCUUGUGUGAAUUUUACAUUUGUCUAACACAAUGCUACAUGGUUUUGACUAUAACAUAUCCAACUCACCUUGUAGCCAGCAAAUAUUUUCUAGCAUUUCAGAAUGACAAACCUGUCUACAGUUACUCCAAUAGUAUAUAACAUCAGUUUUUGUUAACCGCACAUCCAAGUCUAUGUCCAUAAACAUUUCCAUUAUGUGGGGUCUAAUAUUCAAAACUUCUAGGUAUUAUAAUAUGGAUUGUUCUGUUGUUGCAUUCUUGCAGAUUUCUCAUGUUAAGCACUUGAGUUUUUUGUUGUUUUUUUAACUUAUUUUACCAAGAGUAUGUGCCAUAGAAAACUCUCCUCAGUACAUGAAUUACUUUAACUGUGGAGUACAAGUUCUAUUUCUAAUUAAGGCCAAAAACUGUCUACAGGCACCACUCAUUUAUUCUUAUCUUUCACCAAGCAAAAUACACAGUGAGCCUGGAGCAGUACCGCACUUUUUCUUUGGGAAACAUUAAAAAAUAUACCUUUUUCUAUACUGUUUAAAAAUAGAGGGCAUAUUCCUCAACAUGAAUAAAACACUCUGAAUGAAUUAAUUAAUUUGCUGUAUUUUUGCAUAUUGUUUAAAUGCAAACAAUUUUUUUUUCUACUAUUCUUCUAUGUCAGAAGUCAGAAAGGAGUAAUGCAGCCACGACUGCCUUGUAUUAACAUGUUUGCACUGAAUAGCCUGGUCUCUGGUUGCUGUAAAGUCCAUCCAGAUGGAUGCUAUGUUUAUAAAUAAAUAUAUAUAUGUAUAUAUAUGUGUAUAUAUAUAUAUAUAUAAAAAUGUAAAAAUUUUCAUAUGAAAUAAUGAUAGUUCAUGAAAUGUCUUCCCUUAACAUUGAUGAUUUAUAAUAUCGUACAUUAACAUUGUUUUUAAAUUGUGGCAGUGAACCAUACUGUAAAUAGUGUUUAUCUGUCAUGCUUAGCAUAAAAACUAUAUAAAAAAAAAAAAAAUUUGUAAUGUCCAUAAUAUUUAAACUUUCCUCUCGUGUGGUAAUAUGGUGCUUUUAUUGUUGUAGUGUAUGUGAAAAAUACCCAUUUGGGAUCGUGUUACUCACUUUUUAAGACAAUAAAGUAACAUGUUUGGUUACGGGUUUCAAA
Messenger RNA from Polypterus senegalus (gray bichir), 6773 nucleotides. RefSeq names its product storkhead box 2a (gene stox2a). The record is from RefSeq and is a predicted model, not a curated record. Lineage: Eukaryota; Metazoa; Chordata; Cladistia; Polypteriformes; Polypteridae. Gene Ontology annotation, molecular function: DNA-binding transcription activator activity, RNA polymerase II-specific; RNA polymerase II transcription regulatory region sequence-specific DNA binding. Bases 1006 to 3816 code for a protein of 936 amino acids. Gene Ontology annotation, cellular component: nucleus; cytoplasm. The transcript has 4 exons. Gene Ontology annotation, biological process: positive regulation of transcription by RNA polymerase II.